CACCCCAGACCCUUCCCCAGGAAGCUGCUAUCCUGUGGGGUGUGUCCUGGCUCCAGGACCCCCAUACUGUGGAGGCCCACCUCGUGCAUGCAUCUCAUGUCUGCCCAUUCUUCACAAAGGAUCGAGGCUCGGGUUAUGUAUGAUUUUGCUGCUGAACCUGGAAAUAAUGAACUGACGGUUAAUGAAGGAGAAAUCAUCACAAUUACAAAUCCAGAUGUUGGUGGAGGAUGGCUAGAAGGAAGAAACAGCAAAGGAGAACGAGGCCUUGUUCCCACAGACUAUGUUGAAAUUUUGCCCGGUGAUGGAAAAGAUCCGUUUUCUUGUGGAAAUUCAGUGGCUGACCAAGCCUUCCUCGAUUCUCUCUCAGCAAGUACAGCUCAGGGUAACUCGUCAGCUGCCAACAGCAACAAUCAGGUCAGCAGUGGCGGUGACCCCUGGUCAGCCUGGAGCGCCUCCAAAUCUGGAAACUGGGACAGCACGGACGGCUGGGGGGCCAAGCCAGAGGGGACUGCAGCCCAAAGAAACACUUCAAAUAACUGGGACACCGCCUUUGGUCAUCCUCAGGCCUACCAAGGACCAGCAACUGGUGAUGAUGAUGACUGGGAUGAAGACUGGGACGACCCCAAGUCGUCUUCCCCCUACUUCAAGGAUUCAGAGGCGGCCGAGGCAGGAGGUGUUCAGCGUGGAAAUAGCCGUGCUGGCUCCUCGUCCAUGAAGCUGCCUCUCAACAAAUUUCCGGGAUUUGCAAAACCUGGGAUGGAACAAUAUUUGUUGGCUAAGCAACUAGCAAAACCCAAAGAGAAAAUUCCUAUCAUCGUUGGAGAUUAUGGCCCAAUGUGGGUUUAUCCUACCUCUACCUUUGACUGUGUGGUAGCAGAUCCCAGGAAAGGUUCCAAAAUGUAUGGGCUGAAGAGCUACAUUGAAUAUCAGCUAACACCCACUAAUACUAAUCGAUCUGUAAACCACAGGUAUAAGCACUUUGACUGGUUAUAUGAACGUCUCCUGGUAAAGUUUGGGUCAGCCAUUCCAAUCCCUUCUCUUCCAGACAAGCAAGUCACAGGUCGCUUUGAAGAAGAAUUCAUCAAAAUGCGCAUGGAGAGACUUCAGGCGUGGAUGACCAGGAUGUGUCGGCACCCGGUGAUUUCAGAAAGUGAGCUUUUCCAGCAGUUUCUAAGUUUCCGAGAUGAAAAGGAAUGGAAAACUGGGAAGAGGAAGGCCGAGAAAGAUGAGCUGGUGGGAGUUAUGAUAUUCUCCACCAUGGAACCAGAGGCCCCUGACUUGGACUUAAUAGAAAUCGAACAGAAGUGCGAUGCUGUCGGCAAGUUCACGAAAGCCAUGGAUGACGGCGUGAAGGAGCUGCUGACCGUGGGGCAGGAGCACUGGAAACGCUGCACAGGACCGUUACCCAAGGAGUAUCAGAAGAUAGGAAAGGCCCUGCAGAGCCUAGCGACAGUGUUCAGUUCCAGCGGUUAUCAAGGUGAAACAGAUCUCAAUGAUGCAAUAACAGAAGCAGGAAAGACUUACGAAGAAAUUGCCAGUCUCGUGGCAGAACAGCCAAAGAAAGAUCUCCAUUUCCUGAUGGAGUGUAAUCAUGAGUACAAGGGCUUCCUUGGCUGCUUCCCGGACAUUAUUGGCGCUCACAAGGGAGCAAUAGAAAAAGUAAAAGAAAGCGAUAAACUAGUUGCAACUAGCAAAAUCACUCCCCAGGACAAACAGAACAUGGUGAAACGUGUGGGCACCAUGUCUUACGCAUUACAAGCGGAGAUGAAUCACUUUCACAGUAACCGGAUCUACGACUACAACAGUGUCAUCCGCCUGUACCUGGAGCAGCAGGUCCAGUUCUACGAAACGAUCGCAGAGAAGCUGAGGCAGGCCCUCGGCCGCUUCCCCGUCAUGUAGAGCGGACGGCGCGAAGAGAACGCCGGAGUGCUUCCUCCUGACUGGGCCGAUGCAAUUUAACUCCUUUCCUCCCACCAUCCAGAAGAGAAAGAAAGAAAACCAAAAAGAAAUAGAGUUGCAAAAAAUUACAUUUACUUUAUUACUAGCCUAAAUGCAUCAGAUACAUAGUCUUCUUUUGUUCAUUUCUACAGCCAUUAUUUAAACCAGUGGAAAUUGUCUCUAUUUUUUGAAAGUACUUAAAAUCACUAGAAUUUUCCAUGGAAAAUUAGAGGUUUCCCCUGAUAUUUUACAUAAAAUUUUGAUUUUUAAGACACCCACAAUCUUCCAGUUCUUACCCAGGGUCGGAUAAUUACUAAUUGCUUUCUUAAAAAUAUGAAAUACGCCAGAAUAAAAAAAAAUAUAUGUUUGUAUAUAUUUUUAUAAUUCUUCUCAGUGCUUUGGGAUUCCUGCCCAGUUAGGAAAACCACCUUGCCUUUGACACCCUCGUGACCCGAGAGCUGGCGCCCCCGGGCAGGAAGCACAGGCCUGGGCGUCCCUUAGAGGCUGCGGCUUGCCCAGGACCAGCCCCCGGCUCCCUGCCCGCCCCGGGAGUGGGCUUGGAGCUCUGCCAGCCCGGAGGAGUGCGCUCUCCCCUCGCCUGCCUUCCGCGCGGGGCAGCUUCGUCCUGGAAAGAUUGUGUGGGAGACGUUGGGGACAUUUUCCAGUGCUCUGACUGCUGACCCGUGCCCAGGAGGAGUGCUCGCGGGCAGGUGGGGCAGACAUGCUCCUCCAGGGCUUUUUACCCGUUUCUGGUCUUCAGCCGCCUGGUCAGACAGAACGAGCAAUGAGAGCAGGAUGGGCCACUCCAUGUGGGUUUGGGCCAGUGGGUGUUACCUGAAACAUGAAAGCUCCAUAGACCGCUCCCCACCCAGUGGAGGGGCUGGGCCUGGGAGGGUGCCGCCUGCGGGUGUGCUGGCCCCAGAGCUGGCCCCGCUGAGAAAACCAGAGCAGUGUCCUUCCUGACCCCUGACUUCAGAAGGAGCUUUCCCGGCCAGGCCACCAGCGCUUCCGCUAGCGGCACAAAGCAAAGCAGAACCUGCGCACCACGCUGUAGGCUGAGCCCUUCACAGCCCCUGUCUUACCCCAGGGCGAGUCAUACCCCAUUGCCUUACCGCCGUGACCUUCACUGCUUUCUCUUUCUGACCUGAUCACUAAAGUACAGAAAAUGCAAAGUUUGGGCCAGCACAAAUAAAGUGAAACCAAAAAAUAAGUAGAAGAGGAAAUCAGAGGAACAUGAAUGAGAAUUUCUUGUUCUUCAGUAUCACGGGUUUUUGUUAAUGUUUUAUAAGUAAUUUUCCCUUGAUUUUUCUUUUAUAAAAUCUCAUAGAACAGUGUUUAUGAUAUAGCCAUUUAAUAUAUGUACAA
Molossus molossus (Pallas's mastiff bat) is the source of this 3303-nucleotide messenger RNA. It is a transcript of the gene SNX9, whose product is annotated as sorting nexin 9. Lineage: Eukaryota; Metazoa; Chordata; Mammalia; Chiroptera; Molossidae. The record is from RefSeq and is a predicted model, not a curated record. The transcript has 18 exons. Gene Ontology annotation, biological process: cleavage furrow formation; mitotic cell cycle; plasma membrane tubulation. Bases 88 to 1899 code for a protein of 603 amino acids. Gene Ontology annotation, molecular function: phosphatidylinositol binding; protein binding. Gene Ontology annotation, cellular component: cytoplasmic vesicle; plasma membrane.